AUGCUUCUCAAGACCCUUGUUCUUACUGUUGCCGCCUUUGGCUCCUCCGCCCAAGCAGCUCAAGCAGCAUACGCCCAAUGUGGAGGCCAAGGCUUCACUGGCGGAACCACUUGCGUUGCCGGCUACACCUGCGUGGCCAGCAAUGCCUACUACUCUCAAUGCCUGCCAGCCUCCAACUCCGUCAAACCCGUUUCUUCGUCCAAGACUUCCGUCGCACCUGUUUCGAGCUCGGUAGCUGCUGGCGGUGGUAGCGGAGGCAGUGGCAGUGGUACAACCUACAAGGCUUCCUUCACCCAAUACGGCAGCGGUGACACUUUCGGCAGUGGGAACUGCAACACCGACACCACUGCUUGUGGCUUCUACACCAGCGUAAGUCUUACCUCUACAUUAUACCUUCCUAUCUUCAGAACACAAUCGCUGACUGUCCGCCACAGNCCAGGCUACUCAGCCGCACUCUCCCAGAACGCCUUUGGCGUCGGCCCCGCNGCCGGCGCAGGACCCGCGUGCGGAACCUGCUGGAAACUAACCGCCCAAACCGACAGCAGCGGCAAUAAGCUCUCCAACGCCGGCAACAGCAUUGUCGUCCAAGUGACUAACCUGUGCCCUGCCGACGGCAACCCUCUGUGCAGUCAGAACGGACUCACUGGAACAAACCAGUAUGGCGCCAAUGUCAACUUUGACUUGUGCAUCAACAGCGGUGCCAACACUGCGCUGUUUGGCAAUUCGGGUGUUGGGUUGGCUAUUGGUACUGCGGUGCAGGUUUCUUGCAGUCAGUACAGUGGUACUGUUGUUCAUUGA
Molecule: messenger RNA, 798 nt
Organism: Aureobasidium vineae
Lineage: Eukaryota; Fungi; Ascomycota; Dothideomycetes; Dothideales; Saccotheciaceae
Source: the annotation of a GenBank genome assembly